AUGGGUCGUUCGAUUUUGUUUCUUUGCCUACUCGCCGUUCUCACAGCCUUUCCCAGCCGUGGACAAGCACAGCGGUGCAGCAAGCUACUUACACGCAAAGAAUGGCGAACGUUGACGCAUGGCGAGAAAGCCGGCUGGGUGGGAGCUGUCAAAUGUUUAGCAGGUAUACGACACGAACGGCUGUCCUUUUCGCCAGAUCAGACGGUCCUCGAGGGGAAGAAGAGUUUGUACGACGACUUCUCUUACUCCCACGCAGCAGUUGAGCACAGCGCACAUAGAAAUGCCUACUUCCUGCCAUGGCACCGGUGGUUUACCUACCUCUUCGACUCGUCUCUCCGCCGUACUUGCGGGUAUACUGGCCCAACGCCGUACUGGGACUGGUCGCGCGAUCACGCAGACUUGUUCAGCUCGCCCGUUUUUGAGGACUCUACUGAGUACGGGCUAGGCGGAACGGGUGACUGCGACUCCUCGGAGGCCGACUGUGCCGUCAGAACGGGCGCCUUUUCUCACUUGGAGCUUGCCUGGCCGGUCCCGCACCGACUGCGGAGGAAUCUCACCCUCAUCACCGGCUGGUUCGAACACGAGCUACCUCAAAACCGCACCCUGGGCCCGGAAUUCGUGCGCAACUCGACCGAGCAGACCACUGGCGACUUUUUCAAGUUCCAGCACGCAAUGGCCCUGAUGCACAACCACAUACACAACUUCGUCGGCGGCGACCUGGCGGGAGACUGCCCGAAGGCCCUGCCGGAGGAGGAUUGCCGGGACUUGGCGGUCAGCUUCACGCCCAAUGACCCGCUCUUCUGGCUGCAUCAUGCUCAGCUGGACCGGUUGUGGAACAAGUGGCAGCGCCACCACCCAUCCAACUUCGCCGCCUUCUCCGGGAUACCCCUAAACCCGAAGAAUAUGAGCGACCCACGCUAUGAUCUGGAAGCGCAUGCAGAUCAUCUGAUGCCCUUUGACGUUCAGAGUGUACCCGUGGCGCCGAGCCGGGUGUUUGACACGGAGUCUUGGCCAUUGUGUUAUCAGUAUUCGGACGAGGAGUGA
Molecule: messenger RNA, 1044 nt
Organism: Colletotrichum gloeosporioides
Lineage: Eukaryota; Fungi; Ascomycota; Sordariomycetes; Glomerellales; Glomerellaceae
Product: Tyrosinase ustQ
Exons: 3
Coding region: 1-1044 (347 amino acids)
Molecular function (GO): oxidoreductase activity
Source: RefSeq, a predicted model, not a curated record